CUGAGAUUGACAUCCCGUACCGUCUUCCAGAAAGCCUGGGCUAGAACGCAAUCUCUAGGCCCUAGACCUUAUCUUCUUUUCUGAUGUCACUGAUGACACAAGAGUGUUAAUGUUAUGCGGUGUGUGUUGAGUUUCUAUAGUGUGUGUUUGUGUGAUCACGUGCGUGACCUUUCACGUGUCAAAAGGUUACAGUAUUGUGCUCAGAAAACGAAAGUAUCAACAUCGCCAGCUCGACAAUACAACGACUUGCCAGUGUUACUCGAUUUAAUUUUUCAUUUCGGAAAAUGUCUGAACAUAUAAUUCUCCACAGUGGAUAUCAUCACCCAACUCUAAGAUCAUGGCAGUCUCAGGGAACAAUAAUAACGCCAGAUAACCUUAUGUAUCCCCUUUUUAUUGUAGAUGACCCAGAUGCAGUCCAAGAAAUUAAAAGCAUGCCUGGGCAGUCUAGGUAUGGUGUUAACAGGUUAAAGGAAGCUGUGGGCCCACUAGUAGAGAAAGGUCUGAAAGCUGUUUUGUUGUUUGGUGUACCAGAGAAGUUGGAAAAAGAUGAAAGAGGUUCUGGAGCUGAUGCACCUAAUACCCCUGUUAUUGAAGCCAUCAUAUUACUGCGAACCAACUUUCCAUCCCUUCUAAUAGCCUGUGAUGUGUGCUUGUGUCCAUACACUUCCCAUGGCCAUUGUGGGUACUUAAGACCAGAUGGAACUAUUGAUAAUGAACCAAGCAUAGAGAGACUAGCUGAGAUUGCAGUGGCUUAUGCACACGCUGGUUGUCAAGUUAUCGCCCCAUCAGACAUGAUGGAUGGUAGGAUAGGAGCUAUAAAGAAAGCCUUGUUCAAUAGUGGUCUAGGUAACAGGGUGUCAGUGAUGAGCUACAGUGCCAAGUUUGCUUCCAGUUUCUAUGGACCUUUCAGAGAAGCUGCUAAAAGUGCUCCAGCUUUUGGUGACAGGAAGUGCUACCAGCUUCCACAUGGUUCUAUUGGAUUGGCAGAGAGAGCAGUGGAUAGAGAUGUUGCAGAAGGAGCAGAUUUUUUGAUGGUGAAACCUGGCUUGGCAUAUCUGGAUGUUGUCAGGAUGGUUAAGCAAAAGUAUCCUACGCACCCAUUGGCUAUUUAUCAUGUGUCUGGAGAGUAUGCCAUGUUGUACCAUGCUGCUGUUGCUGGGGCUUUUGAUAUGAAGGCUGCCGUCAUGGAGACAUUGCAGUGUAUGAGGCGUGCAGGUGUGGACAUUCUCAUCACUUAUUUCACACCAAUGGUGCUGGACUGGAUAGACAAGGAAUCAAAGUGAAAGUUAAAUAGAAAAGAUGACUCUUCACCUUUUGAACCCAAGAUUUUUUUAUUGAUGCUUUAUAAAAAGAUAUUAAGAAAUAAAAAAAUAACAACCCCAUUGCUUAAAAGGCAGAUAAUGAAAUGAUGUUUAUUGACUAUGCUAUAAAUAUCUAUUCAAUUUCCUUAUAUUAGAUCUAAUUAUUUGCUUAGAUUUUAAACUCUUUCUCUAUUAAUCUAGUCAAUAUUUUCAUUUGAAAUCUUCAGUUUCAACUUGCUGUAUUUAAUUUUUCAGGUGCAAUCCACUUUGCAUGGUUUAUAAAAUGUAAUUGUUGCUGAGGAGUUGUGAUGUUACUUUUUAUACUUACCUGUUGCUAUGGUAUAUAAAUCAAAACUAUAAACUAAAUGUUUAUGCAUUAGUUAUAAACUUAUUUUGACUGUUGCUGACUUUUAUUUUUCACUAUGUUAAAUGCUAAAAAAUGAACUUUAUAUAUUUUUCAAACUCAAAGAUUUUUUCUCUUAUGUAGUCAACCAUUGACUGUGAAUAAUAUUUUAGCCACAGGCUUAAUAAAGUUUGUUGAAACAGACAAUUAUAUAUACAGUAGAACAUUCACAAAGCCAGAAAGCAAUCUUGGGAUAAAACAAAUUUAAAACAAAACGAGGUCUUUAUUUUUUUUGAAUGUUUAUCUUUAGUGAUAAUUGUUGUAUACUCCACUGUGAAUUUAUGACAAGGUUCCCCUUUUUUCUUUCCUUGUUGGUUUCUAUAUUAUAUUUAAUUUUUUUUGUUAUUGUAUACUCAGUACACCAUUGCAUAUGAGCUGCAUUAACUAGGGUAGUGACUUUGAUUCUUCAUUUUCAGUUUUGGCUGUUUCUAAACAUUUUUUUCCGUGUUGCAAAUGUAUGCCAUUUUGAAAUCUUAAACAUUUUUAUUUUUAGCUUAUCCUCUUUGAAAUUGCUUAUAGAACAUCCAAAAAACAUUCAUAAUUUAUAAAAGUUAAAUAAAUCUAUUAUCUCAUUUGCCUGUUGUUUAUAAGAUUUAUAGAUCUAAAUGACUGUAUUAUGAAGGAUCUUUAUGCCUUUAUUUUGCCUGUUGUGUAAAAGUUCAAUUUUAAAGAUUUAUAAGCCUAUUGUUUAUAAGUUUUAAAAUGUCUACUUUUUUCAGGAUUAGGAAGAAGCAUAUUUUCUAAUAAAGAUUGUAUUUGCUUUCUUUUUAGCCUACAUUUAUGACAUAUAUCUACAUUUUUUACAUAUAUGUACGUUUGACAUAUACCUACAUUUUUUACAUAUUCCUACAUUUUAAAUGUUGGACUAUAUUUCUCAUGUUAACAAACCAGUAUAUAUAUAUUUUAAUGGACCAUGUUUAAAUGCAUUUAUGACAAAAUAUGUUGAUCAAUUAAAAAUAGUGAAUCCCUGAUAACACUCUUUGGAGCACUAAGGUGAUAUUGUACAAGUUUAAAAUGUUUCUAUCUGUACUUGACCAAGUGAGUAUGUUGUACUGAGAUAGUGCUAUGUCAGGAUAUUGAUGAAGUUCAACAGACUACUGAUUGUGUUAACUAUGUUACUAUCUCUAAAUAUCUUUUUGUCAAAGCUCUACAAAGGUUAACAUUAUAAAAGAAUGAAAUGUCCAAGUUUAUGAUGUUACAUAAUGAAUUCAAUGUCACAAGAUUUGUGCUAUUCAAUAGUAAUGGGCAUUUUUCUUACAUAUCAGUGAAGUGUGAGAUUUAUUGUUUGUAGCUAUGCUAAGUUUUGGAGUAAACUGAAUUGUGAGAUUUAGUGGGUUUUUUGGAGGUUAAGGGAGUAACAAUGAGUGACAUUAUUGUUUAGCAUAGAGAGAAGUUUGAUAUACGUUUCUAAACAUAUGAUGGUAUAUGUUUGUAUUAGUGCCAUGUAAAUGAAGAUCUGUGACUGUAUUAACUAUUAUAUGAGUUAUGACAAAAUCACAUCACUGGAAUUAUGUUCUUGAUAUUAAUUUACUCAAGCUUUUAGCUUCAAGCUGUAUUUUCCUAUAGCUCCUUGGUGGUUGUUUUUUUUUCAAACCCUGCCUGAUGCCAUUCCCUGUUGUCUCCCCUGAGGUUUUGGCUAUGGUGUAAUAAUCUUCAUGUCUUAGGGUACAUUGAAAACAUGUAACCUAAGCAAAUCAAAAUACUAAACAUCAUCUGAAAUUGAAUGCAGUGUUGAGAUUUUUACUUGGAGCAUGUGGACAACAAAAUGACAGUGUUAUUGGCAGCUUCUAUGUGGGUCAGUGAUACCAGACAGUACAUCAUUCUAAAUUAUAGGCAUCUACCUAAACUAUGCAAUGAAAAAUGCACCCCAAAAACAAAUAUUGCAGAAACAACAUUCUUCUUCCUGCUGAAAUCCAGAGAUUAUGUAAACUUGCUAAGUACUAUGUAAAUAUUGGUAGGUCUGGGAGCAAAAUUUUAAGUGAACUUUUAUUUUCAAUUGAUGUAGAUCUUUAUAACCUAAGCAGCCAAGAUUUAUUGAAUACUUGGGGUGAGGAGGAAGUAAAAAUGUAUUGAAAAAGUAAUGUAUAAUAAUUUCAAAUAACUUUUUUUUUCUUUGCAUUUUUUUUGACAAUAUAGUUAGCAUCCACAUUUACCUACUAAUGUGGUUCAUAUUAAGGCUAGUCCAUCUGGUCAAUUUUCAGAAAUAGGCCACUUCUAAUUUAUUUGUUUCAUCAAAAUUUAAAUAACUUUUGAAAUCUUUGUUGAGGAAAAAGAAGAUUUGAGAGAGAGGUGUUAGCUGAAGUGAUGGUAGCUCUUGACACUAUUAAUACAGUUCAAUUAGUUUUAGUUUGUUUUGAUUAAUCAAGAGUAUAGGCCUUCAAAGAAUUCAUUUUAAAUCUAUAUCUAAUGUUGCUGGUGGUCCAAUCGAAUUUGAGGUAUGCCUUACAAACUUGACAGUGCUGUAAAUAGAUUUGUGAGGCUUAGCAAAUCUUUCAGUUCAUUGUAGAACUGUGUGACUAUAAGUGAUAAAUAUAUUUACUCUAGUGAAAAUGAAAUAUUAGAGAUUUACAAAAACAAAUGCUUUGCAUCAGUAGCAUAUUCAGGUUACUUCAGGCAAGAUAUUUGCUGGAUUAUAGUUUUUAGUUGGCCUAAUGUGUCAGAAGUAAAGAAGUUGGCAUAUUAAUCUCUCAACAUAGUAGUAAGUUGAUCAGAAUAUGUAUUUUUU
Messenger RNA from Biomphalaria glabrata, 4429 nucleotides. Its product is annotated as delta-aminolevulinic acid dehydratase-like. Bases 285 to 1283 code for a protein of 332 amino acids. Lineage: Eukaryota; Metazoa; Mollusca; Gastropoda; Planorbidae. The record is from RefSeq and is a predicted model, not a curated record. Gene Ontology annotation, biological process: heme biosynthetic process. The transcript has 9 exons. Gene Ontology annotation, cellular component: cytosol. Gene Ontology annotation, molecular function: zinc ion binding; porphobilinogen synthase activity.